This is a messenger RNA of Merops nubicus (carmine bee-eater), 972 nucleotides long. RefSeq names its product testis-specific serine/threonine-protein kinase 2-like. Gene Ontology annotation, molecular function: tau-protein kinase activity; protein serine/threonine kinase activity; ATP binding. The record is from RefSeq and is a predicted model, not a curated record. Gene Ontology annotation, biological process: protein phosphorylation; microtubule cytoskeleton organization; intracellular signal transduction. Lineage: Eukaryota; Metazoa; Chordata; Aves; Coraciiformes; Meropidae. Gene Ontology annotation, cellular component: cytoplasm. The transcript has a single exon. The coding region runs from base 1 to 972 and encodes 323 amino acids.
AUGGAUGAUGCUGUGGUGCUUCGAAAGAGAGGCUACAUCCUGAACAACACGCUAGGAGAAGGGACUUAUGGAAAAGUGAAAUCUGCCUACUGUGACCGGCUGAAGUGCAACAUGGCCAUUAAGAUCAUCAACAAGAGGAAAACCCCUCGGGACUUCCUGGAAAGAUUUCUCCCCAGGGAGCUAGAGGCUUUGAGACGUUUGCACCACCCCUCAAUCAUCAAAACCUAUGAGAUUUUUGAGACAUCAUAUGGGAAAUUGUACAUCGUGAUGGAGAUGGGAGAAAAGGGAGACCUCCUGAACUACAUCAGGAUCUCGGGAGCUAUGAAAGAGGACAUCGCCUGCAGGAAGUUUCAGCAGCUGGCAUCUGCCAUCAAGUACUGCCACGACUUGGAAUUUGCUCACAGGGACCUGAAAUGUGAGAACAUCCUCCUCAAUGAAGACCUCAACAUCAAGCUGUCAGACUUUGGCUUUUCGAAAUCCUUGUCUCGGGAUGAAAACGGAAGAAUUGUUCUCAGUAAAACCUUCUGCGGGUCUGCUGCGUACGCAGCUCCCGAAGUGCUCGAGGGCAUUCCUUAUGACCCUCGGGCUUCUGACAUAUGGAGCCUGGGUGUCAUCCUCUUUACAAUGGUCUGUGCUUCAAUGCCAUUUGAUGAUUCCAAUGUCAAGAAAAUGAUCUGUCUUCAGAAACAACACAAGAUUCCCUUCCCCAAUACAAAACACCUAACUGUAGAGUUUGAGGACCUCAUUUCCCACUUGCUCCAGCCCAACGUGUCUCAGAGGUUGUGCAUAGAUGAAGUUUUGAAACACUCAUGGUUGCAGACUCCAGAACCCACAUCCCCUUCCCUUCCGCCUGCUGCAGAAGAGGGUGAGUGUUCCCAAAAGCUGCAUGAAGGAAAGCCUGAGAACAUGCAGCAAGCCAAAUCCCAUUCUGCAGAAGAGGAAGCAGAAGAGAUGGAAAUGGGAUCCUCUUAA